Messenger RNA from Symbiodinium sp. CCMP2592, 759 nucleotides. The record is from the annotation of a GenBank genome assembly. Lineage: Eukaryota; Dinophyceae; Suessiales; Symbiodiniaceae.
AUGCACCGGAAGUGUGAUCUCAAGCUUGUGCAGCCCUCAGGGAAAAGGAUCUGGCUUCGCAUCGCAGAUCCACGAACUGAGAAGCGCAGACUCAGUGCAGCCAGCACGGAGUUUGUGAAAUUUUGGAUGCGCUGGGCCAUUUGCGCACCCCGCAUGCGUGCAUUGCGCCCACCUCCUGUGGCUGCCCCUUUCUUGAUCGCCGCCGAUGCCAUGGCAUCAGGCAGCUGCAUCGGCAUCGGGGGUUUUGCACUUCUGGAGAAGGCGGGCCAGCCGCUUUGGUUUUCCGAAAGCUUUGUGGUGCAGGAUUUCCUUGAUUCGGGGUUGCAAAUGAAUUUGCAGGCUCAGCGUGACAUCACUUCAUACGAGGUCCUGGCACAACACGCGCUGCUACUGCUUGUAUCUACAGUUCUGCCUACGGGGCGCAUUUCCGUUCAUUUGCCCACGCUUAGCGACAACACCGGCUCGGAAUCUGCCAUAAACAAACUGUUUUCUACAGUGUAUCCUGUUUGCAUGUUCUUGCAACGUAUUGCUUCAUUUGGAGCCCUGUCAGGCCUCACACUUGAGGUCGCGCAUGUGCCAGGCGUUGCCAAUGAUGAUGCAGACACGCUGUCUCGCUGGGACGGGGUGUCCCAACUUGAUGCCAAGUGGCUUCUGGAUAAUCGGGUUCGGCUACCUCUUGAACGUUUGUGGCACUUUCGUUCCGAUGUGCGCCUCUGGCCAGAAGCGACUCAGCUUCUGUGGCAGCCACCUGACUGCUGA